AUGGGUUGUGAUGGUGGUACUAUUCCACGUCGAGAUGAACUGGUUCGAAUGAAAAAGAAACCAGAACAGAAAGAUAAAGAUGCUGAACGAGCUUUUAAAUGGCGCAAUUGUGCGUUAUCACAACAACCUUUACAAGAGCCUAUAGUGGCAUGUGGAUUAGGGCGACUCUACAGUAAGAGUUCGGUUUUGGAGUCUCUGUUAGACAAGGAUACUAAGCCCGAAUCUAUUACCCACAUUAAGAAUAUGAAGGAUAUCAAAGAUCUGAAGCUGACAAAGAACCCUGCAUAUACAAAUGCAGAUCACACGGAUGGUGCUGUAGGUGAUAGCAGUGCUCCUUACAUCUGCCCUAUAAGCGGUCUUGAGAUGACUGGUAAAUUCCGAUUCAUAUUUCUCUGGAGCUGUGGAUGUGUACUGGCUGAGCGUGCACUGAAAGAAGUUAGGCAAAACCUUUGCCAUAUGUGUCAACAACCCUUCACAGAUAAUGACAUUGUGGUACUUAAUGGGACUGACGAAGAUAUUGAAUUGUUGAAGGAAAAAAUGACUAUUCGCAUAGCAAAUCGAAAGAGCAAAAAAAUAAAAACAGAGAAAUUAGAAAAAGGAACAGCAGUCAAAACAGAAACAGUAACAUCAGAAAACUCCACAGAAAUGCCUUCUACUUCAGGGACAGAAAUAAAAGAGGAAAAAGACAAACAAGAGGCCGGAAGCAGUCCAGCAGUGAAAAAAGAAAUGGAUACAAUCCCUUUGUCCCUGCCAAAGUUUAACCCAAAUAAGCAGACUAGGGGUCAUUUUGGAUCAUCCAAACGGGCUCAUCCUACUGGGCUUGUUGAAGAUCCGUCAUACAAGAAGACUAAAAAAGAGUACAGUAUUGCCAAAGAUCCUCAAAGUAGUGAAGUGUACAAAUCAAUAUUUACAUCACACAAAAGUGACAAAGAUCAGCAACGAGCUCAUUGGGUUACAUACAACCCAUUUUAUAAUUAA
Molecule: messenger RNA, 978 nt
Organism: Parnassius mnemosyne (clouded apollo)
Lineage: Eukaryota; Metazoa; Arthropoda; Insecta; Lepidoptera; Papilionidae
Source: the annotation of a GenBank genome assembly